Molecule: messenger RNA, 1303 nt
Organism: Bufo gargarizans (Asiatic toad)
Lineage: Eukaryota; Metazoa; Chordata; Amphibia; Anura; Bufonidae
Gene: MRPS15
Product: mitochondrial ribosomal protein S15
Exons: 8
Coding region: 64-816 (250 amino acids)
Biological process (GO): translation
Cellular component (GO): ribosome
Molecular function (GO): structural constituent of ribosome
Source: RefSeq, a predicted model, not a curated record
UCGAUUGCUCCAGCCUUUCCAAUAUGUCUGCGCCCUUGUCCUGUCAGUGACCGCCGAGUGGGGAUGUUUGCGUUGCGGACAGCCGUGUUCGAGGUCCUGGGCCUGGGUAUCAGGGCAGGGCCCAGGCUGGUGUCGGCUGGAAGGGAAGCAGCCAAGUGUCAGACAUGCUUCGGAGACGCGAGGUCGCUGGCAGCAAGGGCAAGUCUUCUCCAUGUGUCCAGGACGUACGCCACGGUGAAGUCUCCUGGGGGGCCAAGCCAGCUGGAUGACUUACCUCCUACAAUGUUUAAGAAGGAGUAUCUUGGAAUACAAAACACAGAAGGGGUUAAUGAUGUUGUUAAACGAUUAUUGUCUCUGGAUAUGGCAAGUCAGUCUGAUAAACUGAAGAUUAAAAUCCAGCAGCUUAAGGAUAAAGUGAGGAGAAACCCUGAUGACCAUACAUCUACAGAAAUCUAUAUUGCUACUUUAACAGCUAGAAUCCAAAAUUUUAAGGAGCAUCUUCAAAAUCAUCCAAAGGAUAAAGCAAACAAGAGGCGGAUGCUAAUGUCAAUUGAUCGGAGGAAGAAGUUGUUAAAGUUCCUGCGUCGCACCCGCUAUGAUGCAUUUGAACAUGUAUGCGCUCAGCUUGGCAUUGAAUACACCUUUCCUCCAGAAUACUACAGACGAGCAACGAAACGAUGGAUAGCAAAGAAAGCUUUCUGCUUGCAGGUAUACAAAGAAGCAAAGAAACUGAAAGAAAAAGAACUAUUGCAAAGGAAGAAGCGUAUUCCUAAGGCCCACUCUCCUCUCUAUGUGUUUCCCCAACCAUCCAAUUGAGUUUGAAAUCACAUUUUGCUAUCCCCAUGAUGAAUUAAAGGGCAUCUGUCAGUAGAAACUGGCUGACCUGUUACAUGUGCGCCUGGCAGCUGAAGGCAUCUUUGUUGGCCCCGUUUUCAUAUGUGCCUGCAUUGCUGAGAAAUGUGUUUUAAUAUAUGCAAUUGAGCCUUUAGGAGCAACAGGGUAUUGCCAUUACUACCCUCUCCUCUCAGGACCAGGUGUGAUGUUUUCACUGCCUGGCCCUGUCGAGGUGCAGCAGUUGCAGAGAGAGCCGAGUCUCUAAAAAUUCUCAGUGCAGGCGCAUAUGAACAUGGGACUGACCCAGAUGCCUUCAGUUUCCUAGCACACGUGUAACAGGUCAGCCAUUUUCAUGGGGACAAAUCUGCUGACCAAUGCCCUUUAAAUAUUUCUCCUAAUUAACUGCAAACUUUGAGCUUUACCCUCUGAAAACAUUAUUGUAACUCCUCAAUAAAUAUGCAUUUUGUUA